GGCGGUGGCGGCAUGAGCCGGCCCCCGCCGACUGGGAAAAUGCCCGGCGCCCCCGAGGCCGUGCCGGGGGACGCGGCGGGAGCGAGCCGCCAGAGGAAGCUGGAGUCGCUGAUCCGAGACCCUCGCUCCCCCAUCAACGUGGAGAGCUUGCUGGAUGGCUUAAAUUCCUUGGUCCUUGAUUUGGAUUUUCCUGCUUUGAGGAAAAACAAGAAUAUAGAUAAUUUCUUAAAUAGAUAUGAGAAAAUUGUGAAAAAAAUCAGAGGUCUACAGAUGAAGGCAGAAGACUAUGAUGUUGUAAAAGUUAUUGGAAGAGGUGCUUUUGGUGAAGUCCAGUUGGUUCGUCAUAAGGCAUCACAGAAGGUUUAUGCUAUGAAGCUUCUUAGUAAGUUUGAAAUGAUAAAAAGAUCAGAUUCUGCUUUUUUCUGGGAAGAAAGAGAUAUUAUGGCCUUUGCCAACAGUCCCUGGGUGGUUCAGCUCUUUUAUGCCUUUCAAGAUGAUAGGUAUCUGUACAUGGUAAUGGAAUACAUGCCUGGUGGAGACCUUGUAAACCUUAUGAGUAAUUACGAUGUGCCUGAAAAAUGGGCCAAAUUUUAUACAGCUGAAGUCGUUCUUGCUCUGGAUGCAAUACACUCCAUGGGUUUAAUACACAGAGAUGUGAAGCCUGACAACAUGCUUUUGGAUAAACAUGGACAUCUAAAAUUAGCAGAUUUUGGCACAUGUAUGAAGAUGGAUGAAACAGGCAUGGUACAUUGUGAUACAGCAGUUGGGACACCUGAUUAUAUAUCACCGGAGGUCCUGAAAUCACAAGGGGGUGAUGGUUACUAUGGGCGAGAAUGUGAUUGGUGGUCUGUAGGUGUUUUCCUUUUUGAGAUGCUAGUGGGGGAUACUCCAUUUUAUGCGGAUUCACUUGUAGGAACAUAUAGCAAAAUUAUGGAUCAUAAAAAUUCACUAUGUUUCCCUGAAGAUGCAGAAAUUUCUAAACAUGCAAAGAAUCUCAUCUGUGCCUUCUUAACAGAUAGGGAGGUACGACUUGGGAGAAAUGGGGUAGAAGAAAUCAAACAGCAUUCUUUCUUUAAGAAUGAUCAAUGGCAUUGGGAUAACAUAAGAGAGACGGCAGCUCCUGUAGUACCUGAACUCAGCAGUGACAUAGACAGCAGCAAUUUUGAUGACAUUGAAGAUGAUAAAGGAGAUGUAGAAACCUUCCCAAUUCCUAAAGCUUUUGUGGGAAAUCAGCUGCCUUUUAUAGGAUUUACCUACUAUAGAGAAAAUCUGUUAUUAAGUGACUCUCCAUCUUGUACAGAAAACGAUUCAGUACAAUCAAGGAAAAAUGAAGAAAGUCAAGAGAUUCAGAAAAAACUGUAUACAUUAGAAGAGCACCUUAGCAAUGAGAUACAAGCCAAAGAGGAACUAGAGCAGAAGUGCAAAUCUAUUAAUACUCGCCUUGAGAAAACAGUAAAGGAGCUAGAAGAAGAGAUUACCUUAAGGAAAAAUGUGGAAUCUGCAUUAAGACAAUUAGAAAGAGAAAAGGCCCUUCUUCAGCACAAAAAUGCAGAAUAUCAGCGGAAAGCUGAUCAGGAAGCAGACAAGAAACGAAAUUUGGAAAAUGAUGUUAACAGCUUAAAAGAUCAACUUGAAGAUUUGAAAAAAAGAAAUCAAAACUCUCAAAUAUCCACCGAGAAAGUGAAUCACCUUCAGAGACAAUUGGAUGAAAUGAAUGCUUUGCUGCGAACAGAAUCUGAUACUGCAGCCCGCUUAAGAAAAACCCAGGCAGAAAGCUCAAAACAGAUCCAGCAGCUGGAAUCUAACAAUAGAGAUCUUCAAGAUAAAAACUGCCUUCUGGAGACUGCCAGGUUAAAACUUGAAAAGGAAUUUAUCAAUCUUCAGUCAGCUCUAGAAUCUGAAAGGAGGGAUCGUACCCAUGGAUCAGAGAUAAUUAAUGAUUUACAAGGUAGAAUAUCUGGCCUGGAAGAAGACUUAAAGAAUGGCAAAAUCUUGUUAACAAAAGUAGAGCUGGAGAAGAGACAGCUACAGGAGAGAUUUACUGAUUUGGAAAAGGAAAAGAGCAACAUGGAAAUAGAUAUGACAUACCAACUGAAAGUUAUACAGCAGAGCUUAGAACAAGAAGAAGCUGAACACAAGGCUACAAAAACAAGACUAGCCGAUAAAAAUAAGAUCUAUGAAUCCAUUGAAGAAGCUAAAUCAGAAGCCAUGAAAGAAAUGGAGAAGAAGCUCUUGGAGGAAAGGACUUUAAAACAGAAAGUAGAGAACCUGUUACUGGAAGCUGAGAAAAGAUGCUCUAUAUUAGACUGUGACCUUAAACAGUCACAGCAGAAAGUAAAUGAGCUCCUUAAACAGAAAGAUGUGCUAAAUGAGGAUGUUAGAAACUUGACAUUAAAAAUAGAGCAGGAAACUCAGAAGCGCUGUCUUACACAAAAUGACUUGAAGAUGCAAACACAGCAAGUUAACACACUAAAAAUGUCAGAAAAGCAGUUAAAACAAGAGAAUAAUCAUCUCAUGGAAAUGAAAAUGAGCUUGGAAAAACAAAAUGCCGAACUUCGAAAAGAACGUCAGGAUGCAGAUGGGCAAAUGAAAGAACUACAAGAUCAGCUUGAAGCAGAACAGUAUUUCUCAACCCUCUACAAAACACAAGUUAGGGAACUUAAAGAAGAAUGUGAAGAAAAGACCAAACUUUGUAAAGAAUUGCAGCAGAAGAAACAGGAAUUACAGGAUGAAAGGGACUCCUUGGCUGCCCAACUGGAGAUCACCUUGACCAAGGCAGAUUCUGAGCAGCUGGCUCGUUCAAUUGCUGAAGAACAAUAUUCUGAUUUGGAAAAAGAGAAAAUCAUGAAAGAGCUGGAGAUCAAAGAGAUGAUGGCUAGACACAAACAGGAACUUACUGAAAAAGAUGCUACAAUUGCAUCUCUUGAAGAAACUAAUAGGACACUAACUAGUGAUGUUGCCAAUCUUGCCAAUGAAAAAGAAGAAUUAAAUAACAAAUUGAAGGAUGCUCAAGAACAACUAUCAAGGUUGAAAGAUGAAGAGAUAAGUGCAGCAGCUAUUAAAGCGCAAUUUGAGAAACAGCUGUUAACAGAAAGAACACUCAAAACUCAAGCUGUGAAUAAGUUGGCUGAGAUCAUGAAUCGAAAAGAACCUGUCAAGCGUGGUAGUGACACAGAUGUGCGGAGAAAGGAGAAGGAGAAUAGAAAGCUUCAUAUGGAGCUCAAAUCUGAACGUGAGAAAUUGACCCAACAGAUGAUCAAGUACCAGAAAGAACUCAAUGAGAUGCAGGCUCAAAUAGCUGAAGAGAGCCAGAUUCGAAUUGAACUGCAGAUGACACUGGACAGUAAAGACAGUGACAUUGAGCAGCUGCGGUCACAGCUCCAGGCCUUGCAUAUUGGUCUGGAUAGUUCCAGUAUAGGCAGUGGACCAGGGGAUGCUGAGGCAGAUGAUGGAUUUCCAGAAUCAAGAUUAGAAGGAUGGCUUUCAUUGCCUGUGCGAAACAACACUAAGAAAUUUGGAUGGGUUAAAAAGUAUGUGAUUGUAAGCAGUAAGAAGAUUCUCUUCUAUGACAGUGAACAAGACAAAGAACAAUCUAAUCCUUACAUGGUGUUAGAUAUAGACAAGUUAUUUCAUGUUCGACCAGUUACACAGACAGAUGUAUAUAGAGCAGAUGCUAAAGAAAUUCCAAGAAUAUUCCAGAUUCUAUAUGCCAAUGAAGGAGAAAGUAAGAAGGAACAAGAAUUUCCAGUGGAGCCAGUGGGAGAAAAAUCUAAUUAUAUUUGCCACAAAGGACAUGAAUUUAUUCCUACUCUUUAUCAUUUCCCAACCAACUGUGAGGCUUGUAUGAAGCCACUGUGGCAUAUGUUUAAACCUCCUCCUGCUUUAGAGUGCCGUCGCUGCCAUAUUAAAUGUCAUAAAGAUCACAUGGACAAAAAGGAGGAGAUUAUAGCACCCUGCAAAGUGUAUUAUGAUAUUUCAACGGCAAAGAAUCUAUUGUUAUUAGCAAAUUCUACAGAAGAGCAACAGAAGUGGGUUAGUCGGUUGGUGAAAAAGAUACCUAAAAAGCCUCCAGCUCCAGACCCUUUUGCACGGUCAUCUCCUAGAACUUCAAUGAAGAUACAACAGAACCAGUCUAUUAGACGGCCAAGUCGACAGCUUGCCCCAAACAAACCAAGCUAACUGCCUUCUGUGAAAGCAGUCAUUAUUCAAGGUGAUCAUAUUCUUCCAGUUAAAACAGACUGAAAUAUGACGGCCCAAAAUUUAUUAAAAAGCUAUAUUUUCCUGAGAGACUGAUGUAUAUACACAUACAUAUAAAUGUCCCCUUUUUUCCUUAGUAAAAGUUACAAAUCUUGGAGAGAUUUUCUGGGCUCCUUUGAAGUAACAAGUUGAACCAACAAUGAUUGGUAAUAGAAUAAGGAUAUCAUGUGCAACUCUUCCACACUUGUUCCAUAAAGCUCUCUUGGCAGUCAUUCACACUACAUUGCACAAAAGGAUUGAGAAGAGUUAAGGUUUGAAGAGAUCGUCUUUUCUGCUUCAACAGAGAGAUUUCACCAGCACAUUUACCAGAAGAAUCUGAGGAUGGAUUGUACUACAGUGAUAUUGACGACAUCUUUAAGAAGUGACCAUUAUAUACACACACACAUAUAUAAAGUACUGUAACACUGCAAGAGGGUUUUUUAAACUUCCCCACUUUAUUUUUUUAUACACAUUAAUCAGAUAUCAUUACUUACUGCGGUUGCAACUAUGCACUUGUAUAAAGCCAUAAUGUUGGAGUUUAUAUCAUUCAUGUGUACCUGAUGGAAGCUGCAUGUUCAUGUUUAAGCAGUUACUGUAACAAGAAGUUUGAAGUUAAUUAUUAUCAGUUUCCUAAUGCUUUGUGAUAGGCAACUUUACCCAUUUUGAAUGCCUUAAUUUAAUUUUUUUUCAGUUUCAGCCCUUUUCUGUAUUUAAAAAAACAAAAACAAACAAAAAAACUAGUGUUUACCAGCUCUUAGGAUUCAAACUUGCUUUGUGGAGGAAAAAUAGUGCAUUAUUUUUACACAUAACAAUUAUAUCAAUGUCAGCCUAUUUUGAUGGUAUAACAAAAAAUUUUUAACGUAUUGGUCAUAGAAACAAUAAUGGAUAGUAUUGGAACUAAUAUAUCUUUGAUGUAUAUCUGUUUUUCAUCCAGCCCUUUUUACAGACCUCAGUAUUAGUCUGUGACUACAAAAUAUUUUUUGCUUUGAAUUUGCUGGCUACCCUAGAUGUGUUUUUAUUUCUGGUAAAGAUAUUUGUGACUAUUUUUACAUUUUCACACUCAAGAUUCAAAUAUUGUGUCAAAUAUAGAGAAAACUAAGACAUACUGUAGAUAUAGAUAUAUUUUAAAUAUUUAAAUGUGAUCCUCAGACACACAACUAUAUGGCAAUAUUUCAGUACUGGGUUAGGAAAAUUGGUAACUGGGAAGAAUUGGCCUCAAAGGCACUUAAUUUUAUUUUUACUUUUUAAAUGCUGUUAAAAUUACAAUUUAUGCAGGACCAUUUCUGCUAUAUUUCUCACUAUCCCAGAUAAGUAUAUGUUUUAUACCACAACAGUAUGCAGCAAUGAUAAGCAUCAAGUUUUUUUAAAAAAAAUUAUGUAUUCUUUUAUCAGUCUCUCAAUAUACAUACACACAGUUUGGUAUGUUAUUGAAAUAAAUCAUCUAAUAUUUCAAUGAAGGAAGUAGACAUUUUUCAUUGAUCCCUUCUAGGGUCACUGUAGAGAUGUUUAAAGAGUUAGAUCCCCAUUAUAGAUAUUAUUAGGGAAACUGAAGAGUGGCUGUUGGCCUACUGAUGUAUUGAAACUGCAUUUUGUUAUUCUGACAUUAUCCAGUCUGCGCUCAUUUUCAUGCCGUCUGUGCUGAAACUAGAUGUGCAUGCCUUUUCCCUUGCAGGUAUGUUCUGCAGUUCUGGUUUUGGGUGACAGCUUUUUUUUUUUUAAGAUUAAAAAAUGAAAAAUAUAUAAAAUUUAUAUAGAAUAAAUAUUUCCAUUCAGUAGAGUUGUUAAAAGGAGACUGAAUUAAUAUUUUAUAUAAAGAUUUUGUUACACUAUGGGAGGUUCUAUCCUAUUAUUCUGAAUUGGAGAGUAUAUAUAUAUAUUUUUAAUAAACUUUAUUAAGGUGAAAUAAUUUCACGUUUACACGUGAGUAACUGAAAUAUUUGAGUUAAAAAGGCAAAAGUUUAAAUUUUGAAUGCUGUAUAUAUUAGAGAAUAUGGAGAAUCAUGGUGUGAUGCAACUGCACAGGAAACUUAAUGUGAAGUAUUUUGGAUGAGAAAUUCUGAGGGGUGAAAAAAAUCUCUCCCAUGGAGAUGCUUCACUUUAUAUGGUUGGACUUAAGGGUUUAUAAAGGUUGUUUGUCCAAAUAAUGGAAAUGUGCUUAAUAAAAAAUUCUUACCUUGGGUAAAAAUUUGCUUUUUACCCCAUUGCCGUUUUCAUAUACAUACAUGAGUGCACGCACCUAUCCAUGUGUUAUUUUCCCCAACACUCAUUAAAUAUGAAACAACCUGAUUUUGUGCCAGUUUCUUGUUAUCUUGGGGCCCCAAAGCUUCCAAGGUAAAUACAAGACCAAACAUUGCUUAUUCUUCACACCUGAUUUCUCCUAGAGCCAUAAAUACCUCCUACUGGGAACUAAGAAACAGUGAAUACUGGGAUUUUCUUAGUUGGAUUUCACUUCUUUUGUGGGGAUUUGGGGACAGAAGUAGAAGGAAAACUGGUGCCGGUAUUACUGUUGAAAAUUUAUGUAGUGAAUUUUUUUAAGUAUUAAUUUUUUAAAAACAUGCUAUCUAGGAGCAAGAUUUAAAAAAUCUGAAAGUUUGAAUUGCUCUAGCUAAUUGACAAGUAUGCCAAGAAAUCUAAAAGAAAGAUUAGUGCUUUUAAAACUAACCUAUGCUAGAGUUUCAUGAACCUGGCUCUGAGGGAUCUACUUUGCAUCAUUUUAUCUGUAGAUCCUAAACAAGAAGUACUCUAGGUUGCCAAACCACAAUUUAAGAAGUUAUGCUGCUGCUGUUAAUCUAUUCUUGUAGAAUUCUGGUGGUCAAAUAGAGAAAGUCAGACACAACGUUAACCUUGUUGAAAUGUGCUUUAAAUAACAUGUUUAAAAUCUGAUUAGAGCAAAUCACUUCUGAGUUUCUCAGUCUGUGUUGACACUGCUACUGACUCACCUCUUUCCCUGGAAUAAGGUUUUUGUUUCCUUAUGUUGUGAAGAUACCAGAAUUGAUCUGUAAAGCACUUUGAAGAUAAGCACUGUCUGACAGUGCAGAAUAUUAUGCUUGGGGGACCUCUCCUUGAUUCUCUUCCCCAUAAUAAUGAGUUUUAUUUGGGAUUGUAAUAAGUUAUGAACUGCAUGGUUUAGAUAAUCAUAAAUAUUUGAUCAGCUGUCCCCUCUGAACAAAAAUCAUAUCCCCUUGAUUUUUCAUUUUUAAAUUUUGUUGCAUCUUUCUAGUAAUGUAAUUGUAUUUUAUGCCUGCUUUUUAUAAAAAAAAAAUUAAAUAAAAAUUAAGACAUAAGCA
Molecule: messenger RNA, 7523 nt
Organism: Galeopterus variegatus (Sunda flying lemur)
Lineage: Eukaryota; Metazoa; Chordata; Mammalia; Dermoptera; Cynocephalidae
Gene: ROCK2
Product: Rho-associated, coiled-coil containing protein kinase 2
Exons: 33
Coding region: 13-4179 (1388 amino acids)
Biological process (GO): actomyosin structure organization; positive regulation of centrosome duplication; regulation of cell junction assembly
Cellular component (GO): cytoplasm; centrosome; cytoskeleton
Molecular function (GO): Rho-dependent protein serine/threonine kinase activity; small GTPase binding; ATP binding
Source: RefSeq, a predicted model, not a curated record